AAAAGUUGCGAAAAUGUGUGUUGUUGAUGAGGCGCUUUGCAAGUGACUUUUCCCUUAUCAAAGUUGACUUGCGAAUAAAAUAGACGAACGGAGCUAGCGUCGACUUCAAUUUAACUCCUGCCAUCGAAGUCGAUGGAUGUGACUUGGUCGCGCAUUUUCCCAAUCAAUACUCUCCUGUUGCCUCAAUUUUCUCUGGUUUUCCCCCGUCAAUAAAGUUCGCCCAAUUCUGUGACACGCAGAACCAAAACGUGGUGUGUUGGAAGAAAUUUGCCAAGCUCUCUUUGAAUUUAAACAAAAAAAAUAAAAUAACAGUGUACCGGAAAAAUCAGGUGAUCACGUUUCUACUCUUCAACAGCCAACCAAAUCAUCCCGUUUGCUCAACUUGGAACAACUGCACACACCAAAGCAGUUGCCGGGUGACCGAACAGUUCUAAAAAAUUUUUUGGGACACAUCCCCAACAUUCAGUGCGAUUUACUCCAAACGCCAAAGAGGAUAAAACUAUUUAACCUUUUAGCCACAUAUUAACUGUUGGGUGAAAAUGCCGCCAAAUGCCACAUCAACUACGACGUGCACGGGAGUGCUCAAUGAGAAUGAUGCAGAGACCGUAGAUGGAGGAUUGUUGGAGGACAGGACACAUCUUAAGUCAGCCGAAAAGAGGCGACUCAAGCUGGUCUGGAGGAAUAUCAUUGCUUUUGGAUACCUGCAUCUUGCCGCCCUCUAUGGAGCCUACCUUAUGAUCACAUCCGCCAAACUCUACACAAUCCUCUUUGCAUUUGUGCUCUAUGUGGUAUCUGGUCUGGGAAUCACUGCUGGAGCCCAUCGGCUCUGGGCACAUCGAGCAUACAAAGCAAAACUACCUCUGCGCAUCAUCCUCGUCAUCUUCAAUACAAUCGCUUUCCAAGACUGCGCCAUGCACUGGGCUCGUGAUCACCGAGUUCACCAUAAGUUCUCAGAGACAGAUGCUGAUCCCCAUAAUGCCACCAGGGGCUUCUUCUUCUCCCACAUCGGUUGGCUUCUGUGCCGGAAGCAUCCCGAGGUGAUCGCUAAAGGACGCAACCUGGACAUUUCUGACCUCAAGGCUGAUCCUGUUCUGCGGUUUCAGAAGAAGUACUACAUGCUCAUGAUGCCCCUCAUGUGCUUCAUCAUUCCUACACUUGUUCCGGUAUUCGUAUGGGGUGAGACGUGGCAGAACUCCUGGUUUGUGGCUGCAAUGUUCCGGUAUACCUUUGUCCUGAACGUCACGUGGUUGGUUAACAGUGCAGCUCACACUUGGGGAAGCAAGCCCUACGAUAAGACCAUCAACCCAUCUCAGAACAGCUCAGUUGCUAUGUUUGCAUUUGGAGAGGGAUGGCAUAACUACCAUCAUGUCUUCCCCUGGGACUACAAGACAGCCGAAUUGGGCAACUACCGUCUCAAUUCAACCACAGCUUUCAUUGAUUUAUUCGCAAAGAUCGGCUGGGCAUACGAUCUCAAGACCGUGUCGUCGGACAUCAUUGAGAAGCGCGUGAAGAGGACAGGGGAUGGAUCUCACAAUUUAUGGGGUUGGGGUGAUAAGGAUCAAGAUCAAAUUGAAAUUGAUCAUGCAACUAUUAUAAAUAAGAAGGAUGAAUAGAUUUCAUGUUAAUUUUUUGCUAAUUUUUUUCAAUUUUGAAUUUUCGGUUUUUCAAAAAGUAAACUCAACAGAUUACAAUCAUUGAGAAAUUAAAUUCUACUGAUCAAAAAAGAAGUAAUUAACUAAAAAAUAAAACGCAAAAAGCAAAAAUAUUUAUAAUGAAUGUGAAAGAUGUCAGAACCCAAUCACUAAAUGGUGGAUAUUUAUUUCUUUUUUUUUCUGCUGAUUGUGUGGGACGAAUCAUGAAGAUCGAUAGGAAUUUAUUCAUGGUUCAUCUCACACGAUCUCCCAUCAGUAAAUCCAAAUGUGACGGUUUUCUUUUUUCUUUCAUUUAGUCAUAGUAAACACUUGCUGUGUAGAAAUUAUAUGGAAAACCUAAAGAAAAAAUCCGGAAUAAUGGAAAGAAGCACAGAAAAAUGGCGGGAAUAGGAAAAACCGCAAGAAAAGGGCCCAAAGUGCCACAGGAUAUUGCAAACUAAAAAUGUUUUUAAAUGAAAGGGUUUUUUGUGUGAAAAAUUGGGAUAUUCAGUGGAUUAUUAUUGAAUAAUACAGAAAAUUUUUCAAUUUUUUUGAUCAAGAGCACUCUUCAAAAUUAAAAAAAGGAAUAUCCAAUUUUGUGAAUAUUUCCCUCAAUUUGUAUUUAACCACUCAGGAAUUUCACUGAAACUCUUCGAGCUUUUCUCAAUAAUCUCACACAUUUUUCUACUGAUCUAAUGAUACUCUAUACACUUUGUCCCAGAGGUAUUCAUAACCUAUUUAGAGAGAAAAUAAUAUAUUUUCUACACUAUGAAAAUUUUACAAUAAUUUUCCACUAUAUUCCGCGAGGUAAUGGAGAUUAAGUGAAAAAAAACAACAAAAUAAAUUUGCCAAAAUGAGGAGGAUAACCGAGAUAUUACAAAAAUAAUUAUUUAUAUGUAUGAAUGUAUAUAAAUAAAUGUUUGUAAAAAAACAAAGAAGAAAUAUAACGUAAGAAGAAAAAGAAUAAACUGUGUGAAGAGAAUUUGAAAGGAGCUGGAUAAUGAAUAUAGGAUGAAAUAUUUUUUGAAUAAAAGAAAAAACUCAAAAGAAUUAAGAAAAAAAAUAUUUUUUAGCAAAAACCUUGCAAUUGAAAUAUUUGGAAUGAAAUUUUACAAAAAAAGGCGAGAAAGUAAUUUUUUAUAGGAAAAAAAAUUACACAAAGGUAAAUGGAACAAAUGAAAGGGAACGCAGAAUUACUUUUGCCACUGCAAACAACUCAAAACUUCAUACGUCAGAACUAAGUUCGAUCCCACUUCUGAAAUUGCGAGACGACUGUUUGCAAAACAAAAGAAUCUGUGCGUUGCUCAUAAUUCUUCAUUUCUAUUGUAAGAAUUUUUUAAUAUUAUGAUAGUUAGGCAUGUUGUAAUUGUUAGAAAAUCUAUGAGAGAAAUCUCAGAAUGAAGGCCUGAGAAAGAUCCUCGAAAAUUGGCGUGGGAAAAAAUGAAUUUUCUAAAAAAAAAGCAAAAAUUUAAUAGUGAAAAAGACAAAACAUUUAGUGAGAAUUUUUCUAAACUUUAUUAUUCAUUUUUUUUACAAUCGGGGAGGAUAUAGAGGACUGAGACAGCGACUGGAUUUCGAAUGCUAUAAAGAAAAAAAACAAAAUAUGUAAAAGAAUUUGUGGAUGGAAUACGUGAAAUCAAGGAUUCUAUUUUCUACUUACAAAUGAUAUUUUCAAAGAUUUUAUCCGGAUCAAAUCAAUCCCAGUGAUGAAAUUAAGUUGUGUCGGUGUUUAGAGCUUUUUAACUUUGGAGACAAAACAAAAAACAAGAAAAACAGAACAGAAGAAAAUAUAUUCCUUUUGUGAUAAAUCAUAGAGAAAUAAAGUUUUAUGGAAAAA
This is a messenger RNA of Phlebotomus papatasi, 3468 nucleotides long. RefSeq names its product acyl-CoA Delta-9 desaturase-like. The coding region runs from base 540 to 1613 and encodes 357 amino acids. NCBI's taxonomy places the organism in Eukaryota, Metazoa, Arthropoda, Insecta, Diptera, Psychodidae. Gene Ontology annotation, cellular component: endoplasmic reticulum membrane. The transcript is spliced from 5 exons. Gene Ontology annotation, biological process: unsaturated fatty acid biosynthetic process. Gene Ontology annotation, molecular function: iron ion binding; stearoyl-CoA 9-desaturase activity. The record is from RefSeq and is a predicted model, not a curated record.